Rosa chinensis is the source of this 1127-nucleotide messenger RNA. RefSeq lists its product as uncharacterized. The record is from RefSeq and is a predicted model, not a curated record. The transcript has 5 exons. Lineage: Eukaryota; Viridiplantae; Streptophyta; Magnoliopsida; Rosales; Rosaceae. The coding region runs from base 169 to 711 and encodes 180 amino acids.
UCAAUUUCUUCCAAAACUACUUGAACCUAUCUUUGCCGGGAGUCAUUUCUAGCUUUCCUUACACUCAUAUUACCCUCCUCUUCUUCACCAUUGUUAUAUGUAGCCCUCUCUUCGUCGUCUACGAUUUUCAUCCGAGACCUAAUUCUGUCGUCUGUACCUGACUGAGUGAUGGAGCAGCAUUUGCGAGGUUCUCAGUCGCCGAUCGACGUCUUCAAGUACCGCCGUCGUCAACUGGCGCCUCUGCAGAAUCUGAUCGCGCCGCAGACGGAGGACGGCGUUUCGGUUUCCGAAAGCUACGGCUCCAAAGCCCAGUUUGUCUAUGGAAAAGAAAAUCUGCAUCCAACUUCUUUCCCUGCCAAGAACAAAUCCGAGGCACAGAUGUGCGAGGCUACAAGUAGCUCAGGAUUAUGCACCCCCAGCCUGAAGUCCCACUUUACCUAUCAGGUCAUGGCAUCCAGAGAAGCAGCAGCAGUAGCAGCAUUAGCCUCAUCGCCAAAGCCAAAUAACACCAUUGAGACCCCGAUUACUGUCAUCAGCUGCAAGGACUGGUCACCCCAAGAUGAUGGCAUUGAGGUUGUCUUGCCUUCAACUGAAAUACCUUCAUCGAAGGAAGAUGUGGAUGCAUCCGGCACUGCUUUGCUGAGUCUUGUCUAUGGUCCUUCUACUAGAAGAAGGAGAUUGCCACUGUUUACUGAAAUUUACCCAGAGUAGUGAAUCUGAUGUGUAGACUGUAGAGACUAGAGAACCUCCAUUUCAGACAAAAGAUAUACCGCACCAUAUAUUCAUCCUGUUAGAUUCGGGUAUAUGCUUCGAUUACAUACUUCAGACAAAAGUGUGUCGAUUGGGAUUAGAUUGAGGAAAACUGGUUGCUAACUAUACUUGUCGACGCUCUGGUGAUGCUCUGUGAGGAAAACUCGUUGCCAACCAUAUUUGAACUUUGAAGAGGCUCUGGUAAUGCUCUGUUAUGGCGUAUAACAUCUGGACGGUAAUGCAUACGAUGGCACUUGAAAAUUGAAAGGAAAAUGGAUUGUGGUGUAUAUACUCUUGUUGCAAUUUCUAUUUGAUCAUUCUAUCUGUACCGAUGUACUUUGUAAAAGGAAACUAGUAUAGAGCUCAGGUGGCACCCA